AUGAAUGAUGAAAUACAAGCUUUGAAGAAAAAUGAUACUUGGGAUCUUGUACCUCGUCCUCAGAAUCACAUCGUGGUUGGUUGUCGUUGGAUCUUUAAGACUAACCUUCAUGCUGAUGGUUCCAUUGAAUGCCAUAAGGCUCGCCUUGUGGCCAAGGUUUUCUCUCAAAUUCAUGGACUUGAUUUUGAAGAUACGUCCAGUCCUGUGGUGCGCCCUGCUAGGGCUGUAAUCAAGCCGAGCCGAGCUGAGCCAGUUUUUGACUUGUCAACCCUAUGCCCUGCUACUGUUCGGAUUAUUCUAUCCAUUGCAGUCACUUCUGGAUGGCCCUUACAUCAAUUAGAUGUGAAGAACGCUUUUAUCCAUGGUCAUAUUUUUGAAGAAGUAUACAUGGAUCAACCACCUGGCUACACUGAUCCACAAUUUCCUCAACAUGCUGACUCUUCUCUGUUUAUCCAUCACAUCACAUCAGGCACGGUUUAUCUCUUGUUAUAUGUCGAUGACAUGGUUCUGACUGGCAACAAUCCCGCUUUGACCAAGACUCUUAUUACACGAUUGUCCACCGAAUUUGCUAUGAAGGACUUGGGUUCUCUCCAUUAUUUCCUUGGUGUCAAAGUUCAACCUAAUUCUCAUGGCCUAUUUCUAAGCCAAACCAAGUAUGCUCUUGAUAUACUACAGCGUGCUAACAUGGUUGAGGCCAAACCCAUUACCACUCCCUUUGAAGUUGGUCAUCAUCUCACUAUCGAAGGGAAGCUCUUCUCGGAUCACACUCUUUUCCGGUCUCUUGCUGGAGUGCUACAGUAUUUGAAAAUUACUCGGCUUGAUCUCUCAUUCAGUGUCAAUUCCAUUGCCAGCACGGGCCAUCAUGGUCUUCAACUCCACCGCACCUCCUCCCAUGAGUUGCUUGCUUAUUCUGAUGCUGAUUGGGCGGGUUGUCCUGAUACACGUCGGUCUACCACCGGCUAUGUUAUCUUCUUAGGUGCUAAUCUUGUUUCUUGGUGCUCCAAGAAACAAUCCAUUGUUUCUCGCUUCAGUGCCGAAGCUGAGUAUAGAUCCUUAGUCUUUGCUACCGCUGAAGUUGCUUGGAUUGUUCAGCUACUCCGUGAUCUACGUCUUCAACUGCCUUUCCCUCCAAAAAUAUUAUGCGACAACAAGAGUGCUAUUUUUAUGGCAGUCAAUCCUGUCACUUGA
Molecule: messenger RNA, 1188 nt
Organism: Juglans regia (Persian walnut)
Lineage: Eukaryota; Viridiplantae; Streptophyta; Magnoliopsida; Fagales; Juglandaceae
Exons: 4
Coding region: 1-1188 (395 amino acids)
Source: RefSeq, a predicted model, not a curated record